AUGACUUUGCAAUGCUUUGUGUAUAGCCUAGGACAUCUUUUUAGCUCUUCCUGGGCUGCUAGUUUUCCUUCCAACUCGUGGAGUAGGUUUGGGAACCCAAAGUUGCCAAUGGCAAAAAUAUGCCUUGUCAGCCUGUGGAGUUGGCUUGACAACUUUAGGCUCCAAGCCAGCUUCACAAUCUGGAGGGAAAGUUGCAGCCCAGGCGAGCUAAAAUCCGUCCUAAGCUAUACAAGUGAAAAAUUUGGUCUGUUAUGCACUGAAUACGAUAUCCAGCUUCGUCAGUCUACGUAAACUCUAAUUUAGAUUUGGUGACAACAAGCCUUAUGUGCAGCCGUCUAACUCUCUAUGAAAAAUCAUAUGUGACCAAUUUAAAAAUUUCGUUAUUCAGCUUUUGCUAUUUGCAGGGAUUGUUUCACUCGCAAUAG
Messenger RNA from Blepharisma stoltei, 425 nucleotides. The record is from the annotation of a GenBank genome assembly. NCBI's taxonomy places the organism in Eukaryota, Ciliophora, Heterotrichea, Heterotrichida, Blepharismidae.